This is a messenger RNA of Caenorhabditis sp. 36 PRJEB53466, 2803 nucleotides long. Lineage: Eukaryota; Metazoa; Nematoda; Chromadorea; Rhabditida; Rhabditidae. The record is from the annotation of a GenBank genome assembly.
AUGAACUUUUUCAUUUUCUUAUUCACAUUUUCCAUUAUACUAGGCGGUUGUCAAGUGAAUUCUCAAGAGUGGAAGGUCAGUUCAACUCAAUAGCAAUACUAACUUCACCUUGUUUCUAGACUUCUCUAUUUUCCGUCUCCAAUUCGCAUCCAAUCCCGGGAGUAAGUGCUCAAUGCGCCAAUGACACUGCCACGUGGCUUCACUCGUUACGUGUGCUCUCAGAAGUGAGCCUACAGUGUCUGUUGACCAAGAAAUGCACCAAAAACGAGCUCGCGCUGUUGAAGGACAACUUUUACGCGUUGGAACGUAAGAUUCGGAUGAACCGAUAAUAUUUUCUUCGGUUAAGACAAACUUUUCAGAACUGGAUGCUUGGGGAAAGGUUCCGUCUUCCGGGCUGUUCGAAAUUCCAUUGAUCUUCGAUGGAUCCUACCAGGAAUGUCAAAGAAUCAGUGGGAAAGAAUAUGAGACCAACUAUUGCUAUGUGAUGUUGGUUCCGGGGAAGGUUAGUCUUAAGGGACCACGCAUUCAAAGUUGGCCUUGAAGAAUUCUCAGUCUAGACAUUUGGACAGCGUAUUUGCCACACAAACUUACAGUUUUCACUUGCGAUAACUCUUCAGAAUUCCACGCAUUGCACGACGACCAAAUCCGGAGAACUCGAGCCCAGCACCAUCUUCUUCCGAAGCGCAGUUUGCGUGCCCAAAUCGUGUGACCGCCACGAUCUAUCGCCACUAAUCAAUCAAAUAACGGAUAUUCCGUUUACGGCGUGCGGGGCCGCGUGCUCGAGAUUCGCGGUGGAGAAGACGUCGUCGUGGUGGGCAUUCAGUGCAUUUCUCCUCGUCGUCGUCUGUUUCGCCCUGCUUGCCACGUCAGUCGACUACGUUCGUGAGGCGAUCGGAAUGAAGGAAAGGAAUGAGAAUUGGAUGCUCAAAAUACUGCUCACGCUCUCAUUGUGGACCAAUGCGGAGCUCUUGUUGUCGGUCAGAGAGCACAAACCGGGAUUCAUCAAGUCACUGGAUUGCAUUCGAUUCCUCUCCAUGUUGUGGGUCGUUUCCGGGCACACUAUGGGCACUCUCUUGUUUCCAGGUACUGUACCACCAUACUUGUACAGUAAUCCUGGAAAAGUUGUCAAUUUCAGACUACCUAUUGCCCAUCACGAGUUUCCCGCAACACCUCUGGAAUCACAUUCUCCUCAACGCAUUCGUGUCCGUCGACACGUUUUUCUUGCUGUCUGGCCUAGUCCUAGCCUACCUUUUCUUCAAAAACCGUCCGAAACCUGGUGAAAUCAAGAGCCCAACCACUUGGAUCCUUUUCUACGUUCAUCGGUUCCUUCGGUUAACUCCGCCUUACAUGAUAUUCCUCGGUUUCUACAUUGUCUACAGUGAUUACGUUCAAGGACCGAUGCAAGCAGUGGGUUUGAGUGAGUCCACUUGAAUCGAUUUAUCUCCGCUGCGGGUGGAGAUGUAAAAAAGUGGUCAACUAAUAACAUGUUCAUUAGGAAAUUCUGAACAUUUUAUUAGUUGACAAUGUUUUGAUAGCAACACAGGCGGCUGACAUAUCCUGCUCUGAACUUAUGGCACUUAUACUUGCUUGCUUUUCGACAGAUUCUCAAACGAUCAACGUGAAAUCGUGCAAAUCUUCAUGGUGGCGAAACCUACUGUACAUCAACAAUUUCGGCGACAGUACCCACGCGUGUUACGGCAUCACAUGGUACCUGGCAGUCGACACCCAAUUGUACCUCGUCGCGCCUCUUUUCCUUUUGGCUUUCCAUGUUUCAUUCGUCUGGGGUACGGUAGCAGUUGUGGCAGGCUGUGUCGGCAGUAUUAUCACUGUUUAUGUACUUUACGGAGAGUACGAUCUGCCGGCGGAUCAGUUUGGAAAAGGGUAAGUACUUGUUUAUUGGAGCUCUUUGAAAAAUGCAACAAUAUUUAGUGGUUGUGUUGCAGAAAUCUCGUAAACUUUGGUCGCCUGAUCUACCAGAAGCCGUGGAUCCGCUGUCCUCCGUAUCUGGUCGGACUUUUGGUCGGAUAUUGUCUGGCCACUUACGGAAAAAGGAAAGUGCGACUGAACUGGGCACUGGCGGUCACUGGAUGGAUAAUAGCGUUUGGAAUCGCUGCCGCUUGUCUCUUUUCGACGAAUGAUUAUGAUAAAGGCGCCCACUGGAGGUUAGUCAAUCACAGAGAGUCCCGGAAUUCCGUAUUCCGCAGAAUUCCGCAGAUCCCUAACAUUUCAGUGACUUCGAAAAGGCCACCUACUACAACUUUUCGCGUCUCGGCUGGGCGAUCGCAGUCUCGUGGGUCAUAGUGGCCAAUCACAUGGGAUGGGGAGGUACAGUAAUCCUAUAUAACCGUAAUCCUCAUGUUCUUUUCCCUCCAGGACCCAUCGACGCGUUCAUGUCGCAUCCGAUGUGGCAGCCGUUCGGAAGACUCUCCUACUGCGCCUACAUCGUCCACUUCUUUCUCAUUUCUGCCUACGUCAACAUCGGCGACUCUCCCGUCCACUAUUAUUCGACUUUUCAAGUAGUAAGUCACUGGUCACUCUUGUAAACACGACCUCAAAAUGCGUGGCCUUACAGUGGAUCUACUACGCCGUUCCGAUCACGUUCCUCGCCUACAUUUUCGCCUUUUUCUGGAGUUGUCUCUUCGAAGUUCCCACGCUAAAGUAGGCCAAAAUGUUCAAGUUUUGCGGGGAAAACAAAAAGUGUUUCAGAUUGGAGAAAAUGUUGCUGGAAGCUGUGAUGGGCAGUGGAAAUGGACGAGUGUCGGGGAAAGUGGAAGUGGAAGAGACGGGGAAGACACAACUUUGA